AUGUUUCAAAUUCGCUCAUACCCACCUUCCCAAUCAUCGUCAUCAUCAUCGUUCGCCACCCACAACACACCCUCACCCCUACAGCAACACCCCCGCCAGCCACGAUCUUCCUCAACGGUCAUCAUCGAGCGGCGCAACCAGCGAGAACGCGUCCGUGUGCGUGCCGUGAACGAAGCCUUCGCUAGACUGCGCCAGAUGGUGCCAGCGACCCGAUCUGCGGCGAAACGCGUCUCAAAAGUGAAAACCCUCAAACGGGCUGCGGAGUACAUUGGGGUGCUGCAGAGGAGACUGACCGUGAUGGCCAGAGGACAGGACAAGUUAUAG
Molecule: messenger RNA, 324 nt
Organism: Culex pipiens pallens (northern house mosquito)
Lineage: Eukaryota; Metazoa; Arthropoda; Insecta; Diptera; Culicidae
Product: achaete-scute homolog 2-like
Exons: 2
Coding region: 1-324 (107 amino acids)
Biological process (GO): regulation of transcription by RNA polymerase II; developmental process
Molecular function (GO): DNA-binding transcription factor activity, RNA polymerase II-specific; protein dimerization activity; RNA polymerase II transcription regulatory region sequence-specific DNA binding
Source: RefSeq, a predicted model, not a curated record